This is a messenger RNA of Cajanus cajan (pigeon pea), 860 nucleotides long. NCBI's taxonomy places the organism in Eukaryota, Viridiplantae, Streptophyta, Magnoliopsida, Fabales, Fabaceae. The record is from RefSeq and is a predicted model, not a curated record.
UUAUAAUCUGAACUGAUGCUUUUGAUGUCUCAUUCUCUGCCAGAGAAAGGAGAAGUUGUCAGUGCUCAUUAUAAACUAGUCCCUGCAGAUUUGCGUUAUGUACAACAAUUAAAUGAUAUUAUAUCUGUUGCUGGUAUGGAUCCAAGUCUGCCAACUUUUAUAAUUUCAGAAUGUGUUCUGAUCUACUUGGAUCCAGAUUCAAGUCGUGCAGUUGUUGGUUGGGCUUCGCAAACAUUUACUACAGCAGUAUUUUUUCUUUAUGAGCAGAUCCUCCCAGAUGAUGCUUUUGGGCAGCAGAUGAUGAGAAAUUUGGAGUCUCGAGGUUGUGCUCUAUUGGGCAUUUAUGCUACACCAACUUUACAUGCAAAGGAAAAAUUAUUUCUGGACCAAGGAUGGCAGAAAUCUGUUGCAUGGGACAUGCUGAGAGUUUAUAACGAUUUUAUUGAUGCUCAAGAAAGACGCAGGAUUGAACGGCUGGAAUUGUUUGAUGAAUUUGAAGAGUGGUACAUGAUGCAGGAGCAUUACUGUGUGGCUUAUGCAAUCAAUGAUGGCAUGGUAUGUUCUUAAUCAUUCUUGUUAUGUCCUAUGUAUCAAAUUGGUAAUCGUAUCUUAAUAUGAAUAUGAUAUAACAAAUUGUUUAAAUCAAUCCACAAAUUAAUUGACAUGUGGCUUUGUAAUGUCGAGGUCUAAUUAUUUAGGGUAGCAUUUUCUAGCUAGCUUUGAAUCUGAUGUUGAGAUGAAGGGAUCAAUGUGGAUGGGAGCUAACAUGAUUGAGCUUAAUUGUAAUUUUUGCCCCUCAUGUUGUACGAUUUUACCAUUUUGUCAUCUAACUUUAAAAUGCAUAUUUUGUCACUUAAUUU